Messenger RNA from Pan troglodytes (chimpanzee), 4113 nucleotides. RefSeq names its product regulator of DNA class I crossover intermediates 1 (gene REDIC1). The record is from RefSeq and is a predicted model, not a curated record. The coding region runs from base 149 to 2107 and encodes 652 amino acids. Lineage: Eukaryota; Metazoa; Chordata; Mammalia; Primates; Hominidae. The transcript has 13 exons.
GGCCUCAGGCGGUGGACCAGAAGGAGCUUACUCGGGCCCUGACGCCGUCAGGAGGCCCUGGGGGAUCCUGCUGAAGCUGCGAUUUGGCGCAGAGCUGAGAUGUCUGAGCUCUAGACACAGGGACCUCAGUGUCAAAAGAUUUGGGAAGAUGAAUUGGGUCGGGGGGUCCCGGUCCAGGGUUCUGAUCAAGCAGGAAAGAAGAAAGCAAAAGGAAUAUUUUGAAAAACACAGGUUAAAAUCAAAAAUGAAAUCACUGGGAGUUUUAUCUCCUGUCAAAAAUUCUGCUGUCAGCUUAGACAUUCUUAACCUAUAUAUGGUAAAUCAGAUAUCUUGCAAGAAGAAAAUUCCUGAAACUGUGAGAAAACCAACCCAUGUGAACAUGAAUAGAGACAUAAAAAUCCCCCUAAGAAAGCAUAAUUUAGAACUUCCAAUGUCGCCUCACUGUGUACCUUCUAAACUCUGCCUUGAUGAUACAGAAACCAAUGUAAACUAUCAAAGACUAAGUAGCAAGGAAGAUCUUGGCCCAGUCCAGUCACAAGGCAUGGACUCAUAUAGUAUGCUUCACCCUCAGUUCAGCAAAAUAGAGAACUGCAGUUUCACUCCAUCAUCUUUUUCAGUGGAGUUACCUUCUAACAGACAUAUUUCAAAACUAAAUUUCACAUCUGGAAUAGCACCUACUCCUCAGAAACUUGCAUAUGAAAAAAAGCAGAAUGACCAGCUCAGUACUGUUAACUGUUCUGAUUCCUUGCUUUCCAAAUUAAAUAAAAGUCAAGAUGUUUUCAGUCCAUCACAUAAAACUACACGAUUUGGGACAUUAUUUGAAAGAUUAAACAGUCUAGGAAAUAGGAAUUUACUUACUAAAAGCCCUGCUGUAAUUAUGGAUGAAGAUUGUAGAAGCACGGAUGAAAUAAGACAGUCAGACUACAUUACUGAAAAACACUCAGUACAGCAUAUUUGGGGGAAAAAUGGAAAGGAAGUUUCAAAUUUUCUUGAAGAUGUGAACCAGUCUACUCCUAACCUUCUAUCAGAGAAUUGUGACUCUUUUGUUAGUCAAAAUAUGAUCAAUGUAUUAAACAUAGAUCAGCAAAGGAUAAAGAAAACAUUUAACAAGUGUGAUUAUGAUAGUAUGGGAGAUACUUGUGUAGUCACUAGUUCUGAUAAAAACCAUGUCACUGACAGAUGCAUUAGAAACAUUUUUACAGUUCCAGAGUUGACUUUUAGUAAUUCGACUUUGAAUAAAACAAGUUAUCCAGAAAAAUGUCAGCCAAACAAGAAGUAUCAGAGAGAGUAUAACAAAAAUGAAAGAAAUGAUCUUAGUACAUCUUUUGAGAACGAUUACUACCCAAGCAGCUCUGAAAGAAAAGAAAAAUUUGAAAAUGAUUACCAAGAGAAGACACCACAGAAAAGUAUUCAGAAAUAUCCAGCAAACUCUGUGGGAAAUAUACCUUCGGAAGAAUUGCACUCUAAGCAGUCAUGGGACUUUGGACUUGAUGAGAUUCUGAUGGAAGAAGGAGGAAUAUAUUCUUUAAAAAGCAGGCCAACAUCUACUAAGAAAAUCUCUCUUGAUUCUGCACAGAGUAGUCGGUCUACUAGUUACUCUCCAAGACCAACAGACAGCUGUUUCAGUUCUAGUUCAGAUUUGCCAUCUGAAGAUGAAGAUCAAAUAUCACAGCAAAUUGAAGAUUCAAAUAGGAUGACCAUCAAAACCAAGGAAAAAAUGAAUAAUUUUUAUGUAGAAAGGAUGGCAAAACUUUCAGGUGACAGGAUUGUUAAAAACGAUGACAAAAUUCACAAACAGAAUGAGAAUUUCUACCAGUUCUCAGUGAAAAAUAAUACAGAUCAGUUUCCACAGUUGCAGUGCAAUUCAGCCCACAUUUUGCAAAACAAAACCAAUGAUAACUGCGUUCUGCAGGCUGCAAGGUGUGAUGCAGGGAUACAAACAGAGAGUGAAUCUGUAAUGGAGGAAAAAUUAGAUGCUGCCAUACAGUGUGAUCUAAUUUCAAAAUGUACAUGUAGAAGUGAUGUUUCUCUUUGCAACCUUGAAAGGUGCAGUGGAAAUAUUAAGGCAGAUACCACUGGAGGGCAGGAAAUCCAUAAGAACAACUAAUAUUCUAAAAUCUCUACCUAGGAUGUAGAAUUUCACUUGCCCUUAGAAAACAAUAGUAAAUGUUGAAAAUUUCAUUAACAUGAUAAGAAAUGAGAAAAAGUAGCUAAGCAUAAGCUGACAGUGUUCAGGGUGUAUAUUCACGGUUCAUGUUAAAACAUUUUAAUAUUAUUAAUGUAUGUAUUUAAUUUGUAUAUAGCCAUUUCCUUAAUAGCUUUGGUAUAUGGUAGAGUUUUUAGAAAAUAAUAUAUUUGUAAAUUUACUAGCGUUUUUAUGUGAUUAUUCAGUAUAUUACAAUGAUACGCUGUUAUUUAUUGGUUAAAAUAUGCUUAAUUGCUUCCUUCCUUGUAGCAUUUAUUUUAAUAUUCUUUGCAGUUGCAUUUUCUGGCAAAAAUGUUCUCUUUCAAGAUAUUUAAGAUAGAAAAUAAUACCUAAUAUAUUUUAUGUCCUCAUUAUAAUAAUUUUGUUAGCUACUUCUCUUUAAUAUUACGGUCCUAUUUAAAAAUUCUAGCAUUAAUUUGUAGAUAACACAUAUCUUCUCUUCUAUUUGCAUAACAUAGUUUUUUUUUGUUGGUGCUAUUAAUUCAAAGGAAAAUGUUCUGUAGGAUUAAAAGAUGUUUUAAUGUUUUUAUAAAAGAAUUGUUUGAAAUUAAAAAAAUGAUUUAUGUUACUAAUUUUAGUGUUGCUAAGAUUCUUUUCAUAAAUAACAAGAUUUCCUAUUCUAAAAUAUAGGCUUUGUUUCUAAGACAACACUUAUUUUGUAUAAGGAUUUUAAAUGUUUGUACUCUAAAAUUGACACUUGUUUUGAUAUAUUUCAUGGUACAGAGCAGAGGGCAUUCUAGUAUCUAACUGAACCCAAAAUAAAAUUGUUAGAGGUUUCUUUGCCUUUAAAGAAAACAAUGGUUUCAUGUUACAUUUUUAUACACAGAUGUAUCACUCAAGAGUCUGUGUUGCAGAGGUGAUUUGGGGCAUUGCAAUUUGGAGACACCAACAGCUAAAGUUUAAAUAGUAGCAAUCUUCAGGUUUUUAGCUAGUUUUAGGAAGUGAUUUUUGCUAUCUUACAGAGCACAAUAAGCUCCUAAGUAUUUUCUUCCAGUUUAAUGAUCAACUCAUGGAAGGGGAAUAUAAUUAUCUGAUAUAUGUAUGUUGAUAGUUUUUCAAAAGGCCAGAUUUUAUCCGGAUACUAAAUGAAAGGUAUUCCACUGUGGAUUGGUUAUCCUGAGCAUUAUUUUGCAAAAAUAUUGCAUACUAUAGCAGUGAACACUGAUACAUAGAAAAAGAAGACUAUAAUGUUGACAGUAGAAUAAACUUGAGCCGUGAAUUUUGGGUUGGUUUCAAAUAUCAAGUAAACUGAUAUUUUUCCAAAUAUGCAUCAAAGUCUAGCAAUAUUGAAAGUACAUUAAUUAUGAAAGUACACACCUAGUUCUGUUUUUAUCAAUAUCAUAAUGUAGCAGUUAAGCUCUGUAAGAUGAGGAAUUUCAGGGCUUUAAAAAAUGCAGUGACCACUUACAGUGACAGCAGAGUAAAGUGUAGUGCAGUAAAGAAUUUAAUCUUGCCCCAAAAGCGGUAUUGCCUUUGCUCUUGGCUUCUGGGAGGUAACCUCCAAGCCCUUAGAAUGUCAUGGCUAGUGAGUGUCUUUAUUUGCCUAGGAAGCUUGGCCCAAUUUAGAUAGUAACAAUAUGAUUUAGGAUGGAGACGUUGAGUAAAGCAAUAACAGCUUGCCUUCCUAAGGGAUCAGAAACUGAGAUUGGAUAGUCAGCCACACCGCUGUGAUUGAGACCCAGUAAAGACUUUGAAUACCAAGGCUCAGGUGAGCUUCCCUGGUUGGCAAUACUUCAUGUGAAUUGUCAGUCAUUGCCAGAAAAGUAAUGCUGUCCAUCACUCCAUGAGAGAGGAUGACUGAAAGCUCCCUGUUUAUUACUUUCCUAGACUCUGUCCGAUGUGUUUCUUCUCUUGGUUGAUUUUAACUGGUAUCCUUUUACUAUAAUAAACUAUAACUGUGAAUAUAA